This is a messenger RNA of Aureobasidium uvarum, 330 nucleotides long. Lineage: Eukaryota; Fungi; Ascomycota; Dothideomycetes; Dothideales; Saccotheciaceae. The record is from the annotation of a GenBank genome assembly.
AUGACAAUACCACACCCCACCAUCCCAACAUCAACACUAAAAGCCCACUCUCCAACCCUCACAAAACUUCUCAAAGCCCGUCCGGCUCCAAUACGAGAGACUGCUCUGCUUGCUGCUGCAACAUCUCCUACAAAACCGGUUAAACCGCCAGCGGGAGAUUGCUGCGGCAGUAGUUGUGAUCCUUGCGUUAUGGAUUUGUAUGCGCAAGAGUUGAAGGUGUGGAAGGAGUGUGUAGGGCUGAGAGGUGCAGUGGAUAAGGAGAGUGAUAAGAGCAAAGACAUUGCUACAGAGGUCGAGGACUGUAAAGUCCCUGGGGCUUUCGAGUGGUGA